Molecule: messenger RNA, 1188 nt
Organism: Vanrija pseudolonga
Lineage: Eukaryota; Fungi; Basidiomycota; Tremellomycetes; Trichosporonales; Trichosporonaceae
Exons: 2
Coding region: 1-1188 (395 amino acids)
Source: RefSeq, a predicted model, not a curated record
AUGUCGACCUCGGACGGCGGUUGUCCGACCACUCCAGAGUCUCCAACGGCCGACCAACCGCCCAGAUCCUCGACGACCUCCGUGCAUGCGUUCCCCGGCUCGAACUUGCCCCACCUCCCUCUCGAGGUUGUAAAGGAGAUCGUAUCGCACCUCGACGCCAACACCGCUGAUGGCACGCGGGCUCUCCUUUCCUGCUUGGUCGUCUCGAGCGAGCUCUGGACUUCAGCCGCCAAGACACUCUACCGGCACGUCGUGAUCAACGAAGAACUGCUGGCACGUCUCAUGAUCGCCUACCGCCAGGACGACGACAGCGUAAGCCCUCGAGCUGUCAAAGUCUUCAGCUUCGUCAAACAGUUCACCUUUGUCGGACACUGCAACAUUGGCGUGAAGGCGGUUUGGCGUCUGGCUACCCUCGUCGGCGGCGGGAUGGACAAACCACUGUUCCCGAACGUCACAAAAGUCACCUGCAGGCCGUCGGCUACCGCCGUCUACCUCCCAUACGGGAGGUACACGGAAGGACCCCCUGAAGAUAUACGUAUCUUUGGCCGUAUCGACGUCUGCUACCCAGCCGACAUGUCUGGCACCGAAAGUACACACUACAUCAAACUCAACCGACUGCCGACGAGAAGCAUAGGCCACAUGUGCCUACAUGGCCACCUCCUGACCGUCGCGAUGGUCCAAACGAUAGUAGGCGCGCUUCCAAAGUCGCGCAGGACAAGGUGCAAGGCAAUCACCUUCUUCCAUCCGGGCCCCCGCUGCGGGAAGGAACAUGUUCAGCUCAUGGAGGACAUGCUCCCUUGGCGCAAGAGGCUCCCACCUAUCACCAUUCUCUUCAAUGUCACAUCCUGGCUGGACGAGGCGAUCCAGGUUCCCAGCGAUAUCGAAGUGUUCAGUUGGAGCUACCCCGAACACGACGUUGUAAAGUCGGUCCGAGUGGAAGAUGAUGAACGCGACGCCUACCCCCGAUGUUCUGUAUGCGACAAGCAAUGGACCAAGAGAUUUGCCAAAGAAGACCCACUUCCCUAUGGCGAUUGGAUGAUGGACAAGCUGCAGGGCAUCACGCCGAAGGAAGAGAUCCAGACAACUCCCCCGGACGACCUGUGGACGAAGAACACUUGGCUUCAUCGCAGGAAGCUCGAAGCGCGGCGUUGGCUGGACGACAUGCGGACCUCACUCGCCAAGGCUUGA